This is a messenger RNA of Kwoniella botswanensis, 1212 nucleotides long. RefSeq lists its product as uncharacterized. Gene Ontology annotation, molecular function: translation initiation factor activity; GDP-dissociation inhibitor activity; eukaryotic initiation factor eIF2 binding. NCBI's taxonomy places the organism in Eukaryota, Fungi, Basidiomycota, Tremellomycetes, Tremellales, Cryptococcaceae. The transcript is spliced from 5 exons. Gene Ontology annotation, biological process: formation of translation preinitiation complex; translational initiation; formation of cytoplasmic translation initiation complex. The record is from RefSeq and is a predicted model, not a curated record. Gene Ontology annotation, cellular component: cytosol. Bases 1 to 1212 code for a protein of 403 amino acids.
AUGGCUAUGGUAAAUAUCAGACGAGAUGUCGAGGACAAAUUCUAUCGAUACAAAAUGCCUCUUCUCCAAAUAAAGGUCGAAGGUCGAGGAAACGGUAUCAAGACUGUCGUACCCAACAUGGAAGACAUCGCAAGGGCUUUGAACAGACCUCCCACCUACCCUACCAAAUACUUUGGUUGCGAACUUGGUGCUCAAACAUCCAUGGCCAACGAUCGAUACAUCGUCAACGGUGCUCACACUGCCGAUCGAUUGCGGGAACUCCUCGAUUCCUUCAUCGAGCAAUUCGUCCUUUGUCCCUCAUGCAAGAACCCUGAGACCGAACUCGUCAUCACUGGUAAAUCCGGACACGAGGAUAUGCACCGAGACUGUAAAGCUUGCGGUCGACAAAACGGAGUCAACAUGAGACACAAGCUGGUCGCUUAUAUCCUCAAGAACCCAGUCAAGAAGAAGGAGAAGGGAAAGAAGGGGAAGAAAGGAGGUAUGACUGCUGAAGCCAAUGUCGGUGGACCUAUGGUGUUCGAAAAAGGCGCAGAAGAUGGUUCUGGUGAAGAUGAAGAUGCCAGUCCCUCUGGUACCCCGGCACCAGGAGAUCAAGGUGUCCCUACUACCGGAACAGAUAUCGACGAUGUCCUCGGUCGAUCCGAUCCUGUCCUUGGUAAUCCUGACGAAGCUGAGGAAGUUUCGAAGAAACUCGCCAAGACCGAUCUUAAUGGUGGAGACGAUGAGGAUGACGAAGAUGCAGAUUCGCCUUAUGCUCUCUUAGGUGGCUGGUUGGAGGACAACAAAGAUGCCAGUGAUGCCGACAUCGUCAAUAAGAUCAAGGAAUUCGGUAUCGCAGGGAAAUACAAGGUUUUGGUGGAAAUCGGACAUCAUUUGUUCACUGAUGAAGUAGCCAAGGAAAUUGAUGCUAGAAUUCCCUUGCUUCAAGCUCUUGUCACUUCUGAGAAACACCAAAAAGGUCUUCUUGGAGGUCUCGAACGACUUCUUGCCCUGUCACCCAACUCCGACGCACUCCUUGCCGCGGGCACUACUUCCAAGGUACUUAUGGCCCUUUACCAAGCUGAUAUCCUCGAUGAAGAAUUCGUCAAGAACUGGGGUACUCACGUCAGCAAGAAGUAUGUCGAUAAGGAGAAGAGUAAGAAGGUCAGAAAGAGCGCCGAUGCUUUCCUCAAGUGGCUUGAUGAAGCUGAUGACGAAUCCGAGUCCGAGUAA